Messenger RNA from Exophiala bonariae, 918 nucleotides. RefSeq lists its product as uncharacterized. Gene Ontology annotation, cellular component: cytoplasm. The record is from RefSeq and is a predicted model, not a curated record. The coding region runs from base 1 to 918 and encodes 305 amino acids. Lineage: Eukaryota; Fungi; Ascomycota; Eurotiomycetes; Chaetothyriales; Herpotrichiellaceae. The transcript is spliced from 2 exons.
AUGUUUCCAUCAGAAGCCCCAAGCGAAGCCAACUUGAAGACCGAAAUUUCCAUCAAACAUCUGAUUGUCGUGUGCUGCCAUGCUAUCUAUCUAGGUUCCGGGUCUUCAAGCACGUCUGCGAAGCCAGCUUCCAAUGAAUCGGCUGCAUUCGUUGAACUUCCCAGCGACAAUGAAGCCAACUGGCUGAUUGAGCCUUUUCAAAAGGGUGAGACCGCGACAUACAUUUCACAUAUCAAGGCCGGAGUGGAGGCUCUUGCUGCUGACGAGCACGCGAUCCUGGUGUUUAGCGGAGGUGCUACCAAGCCACAGCUGACGGACAAGACUGAGGGCGAUGGUUAUUUGAACGUAGCUCUUGAGCAGCAGCUUUUUGGGAGCAAGGACCCGGCUCUCUCGCAACGAAUGUUCGUCGACCGCUUCGCCACGGACUCAUAUCAAAAUAUUCUCUGUUCUCUGAUUCAAUUCCCACUGUUCGUACAAGAACUUCAAGGUCACGCAUGCAGUCUCAGUACCAAGGAAUCCCCACAAGCAAUCUUUCCCAACAAGCUAAUCAUAGUAUCUCACGAGUUCAAGCGGGCUAGGUUUUUGGACCUUCAUGCUCCAGCUCUACAGUGGUUUGGGGAAACCAAAUUCAUAGGGAUCAAUCCGCCAUUUGAUUCGGUCAAGAUGGCAGAGAUAGAGGAAGGGGAUAGAUUGAGGGGUUUCGGGGCGUGGAAGAAGGACAUCUACGGGGUCGGGCCUGCUCUUGCUGACAAGAGACUUGCGAGGGGUUGGAAUGAAGAUCUAUUCAGGGCCAGAGUCCUCGCCAAGUUUUCUGAUGAGAGUCUGAGGAAUCGCAUCUUUCAUUUUGUGGCUCUUCGACAACGAUAUCAUGGUCAGGACUUGUCGAAAAGUUACGAAGAGAAAUUGCCGUGGAGUUAA